CUGCUUACUCUUUUCUCAUAUGACAUUUUGGCUACACUCGUUGGAAACUGUAACUCUAUCGCACGAUGAAAAGCCAGCCAGUACCAGACAAUGCGCCCACUAAGAAGCCGCCUGAGGGGCAGCUGUCUAUGAAGGAGAUAUGGGAUGCGGCAGCCAAAGAAUUCGAGGCAAUAUGCGGAGAGUCACUGCAAAGGGGACAAAUCAAGAGUUUCGAGGAUGUUCAAAAGAAAAUUAAGAGCGCCAACCAGAUCUCAAAUGGCGCCGACGAAGAACAGAAUGUAAAGUGGGAAAAGGCAAAGAGCGUGGGCCUUCAGUCGCUCAAAUAUCUCAAGAUGCUUGUCGGGGCUGCUUCCCAGGCUUCCUCAUUUAUACCAAUUCCUGAGGCAGCGGCCAACAUUACCGGCUCCGCACUCUGCUUCGUCUUUGACAUACCCGAAACCAUCAAAGGCUAUAACGAUGCCAUCAACCAAGUCUUUAGCGAAGUGUCCUCAGCUUUGUCUCAGUUUCACAUCUACCAGACGAUAGACAAUGCGGACCCUUUACUCAUUCAACAGAUCCAUCUGGUCUUGGUCAGUUUCGUCAAGGUCUGCGCUUAUGUCGUCAAGUACCGCCAAGGUCGCAAGAGGGAUCGCUUCCUGAAGCAGUUCAAGUCAGUUUUUGAUGAUGACUCAGGUUUGGCCGACCAGAUGGCAGAGUUUCGGAGCGCCUUGCAGCAGCAGCGCGAUGUUGAAGGGACGGUCACGCUGGCUGUGGUUGUUGAGACGAAACAAGACAUUGCGCUCCUACUCGAACAGUCUAUCGUUUUUGGCAACAUUGUUCAAGAGACGCAUCAAGCGGUACAGGAGACACAGAAAGGAGUGCAAGCCCUAAGAGACGACGUUGACCGCAUGAGGACACUCAUCAAGAUUCGCGAUACUCUGGGCGUGCCGUCAACCGUCCGCCUCGAUACAAACACCACACAGACCUGUAACGAUAUUGCCGACAGGUGUCUCAGUGGCAUGGGAUCUUGGCUCUGGACACACGAGGCAUAUACCGCUUGGACAACCACCAAAGACAGAGACAAGGAUGCGCAGCGCUUGUUAAUCGUGUCUGGCCCUCCAUCUUCAGGCAAGACAUGUGCCACUGCCCUCAUCACUAAGCGCCUGGAAGAGCAAAAAGGGCGCACAUACGUUGCACAUUACUUCUUUCCUUCUAGCACAAAGAAGGCCGAUAGCGAAAAGAAUUCGAUUCAGUCGGCUCUAAAGUACAUGGCCUUCCAGAUUGCCCGAGUUGAUGUGGCAGCUCAAAAAGUGCUAGGCAAGGCGUGCGAGGAAGAGCCCUCUGCAUUCCGCCGCUCGGGGAGCCUCGAUACUUUGGAUAGCCUCUGGGAGAAGCUGAAGAUUGGAGCAUCCGGAUCGAAUGCCGUCUACUAUCUCGUAUUCGAUGGCAUUGAAAAUCUACCCGAUCAACAGGUUAAGAUGUUGUUAGACUUCGUCUUCAGCCCCAGAAUGACUAAAGAAUCUUCCGAGCGCGUUCAGAUUCUGUUGAGCGGAACGGAUGAUCAGUUCGCAAAUUGGCAAGAGAGUAGGAAUUCUCUGAAGAUCCAGAUGGAGAAGCACAAUACACCAGACAUGCGCAUAGUAAUCGAGGAAGCGCUCAAUCAACGAGGAAUGCUACAGAACACGAAGCCCGACUCGGACCAACAAAGAGCCAGAGACAAAAUCCUUGACAAGCUGCCGCAGAAUGUUGAGGGAAGCUAUUCGAGACUUCAGUUUGGGCUGGACGAUGUCAUGCGCCUUCUAAGCACGCGCACUGCAAUGCGCGAAUUGGACCGGAUGCUGGACCAGUCAAUGAGUAGCCACGAAGCGGCCAUUAAGAACCUGCAGAGGACUUUGACAGCGGACGAGAUCAGUGAGUUGAAUGAAUUACUGAAAUGGGUUCUUUUCAGCAACGAUACCAUGACUCUGGAGAAACUUGAAGCCGCCAUGUUCUUAUACUCAGGGACAGAAUCGCUUGCGUCUCUUGAGUAUAUCAUCAAAAAUAAAUACUCAGCUGUUUUGAAGCUCGACGAUGGAUGUGUUUUCGGUCAAGAUGGCGUCAAAGAAUACCUGCGUAAAGACAUAGACUCAUCCGGGAGGGCGUCAAACACCAAAGAUCGCGCCACUAUCAGCAUGACUAUCACCAUCAAUAAUGUGGACCAGGAACUCUGCGGACAUUUCCUCUGGGACCUUGCACACAAGGCAAUUCGGGACAAGUUCAACUUUAACCUUGAUGGGGACGCCUCCAAUGCCCUCCAUGGUGGCAGGGGUACUAUCGCAGUGGACGAAUUUGAGGCGCAUCACACCAUCGUGACACGAGCAUUUGAAUACUUGAGUAAGCCACCUAAGGAACAGACUGAGAAUAUUGGGCCAUAUCUUGUCACUUGGCUUCCAUUUCACUUGUCUCGCCUCCGCCAGCUCGAAGACGAUGACCAAGGAUCGCUUAUGCCGAGCGAGCAGUCCGAAAUUGGACAGAACCUGUAUAAACUGUUCAAAAACGAUGAAGUUUUCUUACGUCACAAGGAGAGUUUCCAGGACGCAUGGUGGAUAGUGAGCGAAAUAGAGGAUUUGCAAAAGUGGUUAAUGGACUCAGCCAUCAUGCGAAGACUGGAUAAAAGAUGGCGCGAUGAGGUGCAACUGGCAGCAAGUCCAACAAGAGGAUAUUUGAAAGAGCUUGUGAGAGUAAUUAUCCAGGGAUUUCUCAGAGAAAGAAGCUGGAAUAUCUAUUCUGCUUGCCAGUGGCUUCUUCAACUGAUGAAGGCAGACGAGAGAAAACUCGAGGUACAUACUGAGACCCCUGAUGACAAUGUGGAUGCCUUCGCUGAGAUAGACUGGAACCGCAUGAGCACCUGGUGUCAAGGUAUCCUAGGUUUGCCUGAUUUAGAGCUCAAUUCGCUCUGGUACGAGCGUCUUGCUACAGCCGCAACUGAUGAUAGGGUCGCUCCCGAGGCUGCCAUAUCCCUAUACCAGCGCGCCAUAGAAGAGAAGAACCCUAGCUGGCUGUGCUACCAAGGAUUGGGAACGGCGUUUUCUAGGCAAAAUCGAACUUCAGAGGCCGUGACUCAAGUGGAACUAGCGCUGAAGAGCGCUCAACAAGAAGAUGCUACUCCCAAACCGGAAACAAAAGAUAUUGUUGGGUUAUACUUACUGUUGGGUCAGUACGCCUAUGAAGCAGGUGAUGUGCGUAAUGCAGACAAGUACUACUCACUCGCAUGUGAAGGAGGCGAUGAAUCCCAGGUAAGAGACGGACAGUUGGGUCGUUUAAAGUCGAGGCUGGGCUUCCCCAACACAGAGGCAAUACAGGCGCUCAAGACUACAUUCGCUCAGGAGAAUGGGAAAGCGGAGAUGGCGGCCGCUAUGGAGAUGAUUGCGCUAGACAGCGAUCAUAAUGAUCUCAUUGCGAGGAUGUUCGCUGUGUUGAAGCAAGAUCCUGAUCUCCUGAAAGAAGUCUUGGAUGCCAUGGAGAAAGCAAUAUGGAACUUGACGCCUGGUAACGGCUCCAAGGUGUUGACAGGGGACGAGCGUUUCGCCGAGGAUGAGGCUCGCAGCGUUCUCCUUUGCGACCGAGGUUUCGCAGCAUACCUGUUCAAAGUCUCUUCUGACGGCCUCAAAUCCGUCAACGAAGCCCUGCGGCUGUGGGAAGAGAGCCGUGAUCUGCUCGCCAAUGUCGGCGGCACAAAUGCUUUAUUUACGCGACAGCGUGCCACGACGGCAUUAGCAGCCCAUUAUUUCCAGAGCAUCGCAGAAGGGCUACAGCUGAACUAUUACGAUGCCUUAGCCAAGCUGACCAAGCUGGCCAAUUCAGAUUCCGACUACAAUUUCUAUCGAAGCGAUGCUAUCGGCUUCUUAGGGUCCGCUCAUGUGCUUUGUGGCAAGAAAGAGUCGGCCAAAGAGGUACUAAUGGCGCGGAUCAAACAAGGUCUGCAGAUCCUCUCCGAUGACAUACUUGAAAACGACAAGAUCGGGUUUUCUAUCCUCCAAACGGCGCUGGAACAAUACCAAGAUUUCAGGAAUGCAGUUGUCGCUCUGUCUCUGCUGGGACAGCCAGAUCUUGUAACGGAAGCCUUGUAUUUUGACGUUGGCGACAUCACGGAAGUUGACGACGAGCGAAAGUUGCAAGCAUUCGAUGUGGUUUCCGAGUUGGCUAAAGAAGUGAUCCGUGUCAUCAAUUCUCAAAUUCCGGAAACCAAACUCCAAUCCCAACGCAUUGAAGCCGCCAAAUUAUAUAUCGACACUCUUAUAGCUACCGCUGAAGCCAAGACGGAGGUGAAUGGCAACAGUGAGGACGAAAAACCAAGAGUUUCUGACCUCACUGCCUACGCGCACCGCCUGCUCCAGUCUCGCAUCUUGCCUCUUCACAAGGCACACACCCCCAGUGUUGACAAAGGCCAACUUUCAUGGUCCUGGAGUUGUGAUGGCCGCACCUCGGACGGCAGGGAAUGCGAUAGUUGGAACAGUUUCGAGGACGACCUCUACCACUGUAUCUACUGUUCGAACAAAGAUUUUUGCGGCAACUGUUUUAAGCGACUUCGCAACCCAGAGUCUGGUGUAGAUUUUAUGGAGUGCAGCGCAAAGCACAGGUGGCUGCAAAUCCCACACCAGGGAAACAGCAUGUAUGUGAGCAUGAAAGCCAACAACGUGCGUGUGCCGAUAGAUGUGAGGCCUCUAGAUGGGGACGACAGAAUAUUGAAGGCUUAUUAUGUAGAAGAUGGAAGUGGAGAGGAGAUUACAAUAGAUGAGUGGAAGGAGAGAGUUGCAACUGAAUGGGGCAUUUCGCUUAAGACCUUGAGCGAGACAUCGAGCGAGGAUGGGAAGAGCUAAACAUACCAAGGAUUACUAUGAAUGUUGAGAUGAGGCGUAUUCGCAGCAAGAUGGUAGUAUAUCUGAAUACACUUGAAGUGGCUGUUAGAAAAUGAGGUCCAUUCGAUUUAUCUUAGCAUUAAUCUAACUGGAUGAUCCGU
Trichoderma harzianum CBS 226.95 is the source of this 4978-nucleotide messenger RNA. RefSeq lists its product as hypothetical. Gene Ontology annotation, molecular function: protein binding. Bases 66 to 4838 code for a protein of 1590 amino acids. Lineage: Eukaryota; Fungi; Ascomycota; Sordariomycetes; Hypocreales; Hypocreaceae. The transcript is spliced from 4 exons. The record is from RefSeq and is a predicted model, not a curated record.